This is a messenger RNA of Anisakis simplex (herring worm), 807 nucleotides long. Lineage: Eukaryota; Metazoa; Nematoda; Chromadorea; Rhabditida; Anisakidae. The record is from the annotation of a GenBank genome assembly.
AUGAUAUUUAUAAGUCUGAAUUCAAAAUUGGAUGAAUUCACAGUAUGUGAUUAUUUGACGUUAGUGAAAUGCUUUAUAAAUAUAUUGGACGAAUGGGCGUGGACACUUUAUGAGUUAAAAGAUAAUGUGGUAACGAUAAAUGAAGGACAAUGCGAGCAUUUAAGGCAACUGGAUCUUUGUAUAACGGACAGUGGUCCAGCAAAACAUGAAUGUGAUCAUAACGAAAUUGUGGCUGCUUCAAAUACAGUCAGUGAUCUAUUGACGCAUCGAAAAAAUUCGGGAAGUUUCCUGAGAAGUUACUAUUUAUUAACUUACGCUUGCUCACAGGAAGGUCAAGAUAUCUUGAAGGAGCAUCGUGAGUGUCUAACCGAAGAAAGGAUAGGCGAAAUGACGCUAAGUGCUGGAACAUAUCUUUCCGAGAAGUUUUUAGAGCAUCCAGACGAUGAAGUUUGUGAUGAGGUGAAUAAAAAGUUACAAGAAUACAUAAAUGCCAUGAAGGGAAUAUGCGAUUCGGAAAGUGCACAGAUGAUAAUGUGUAAGAGUUUGAGGAAUAUGUUCAAGGGGUUACAUGCUGACAAGUUGCACAACUGUCAGUUCAAUUGUGCAAUUCCACAACGAGAGAGUGAACAAAGCGAAACCGAAGCAGCUGUCGAAGAAGUGGCCAUACCUCAAGUGAUAUCUGAUGAGCAGAAUAUGAUACCCGAGAGUAAUCCAUUGAAUUCGGCGAGUAACCACCACUCAUACCUCUUCGUUACAAUAGCAACGUUGAUGGUGCAGCAUUUGACAGUGUUUGUGAUCGCUUCUUAA